GCUAAUAAAUUCACUUGCGAUCGCUGCAGCGGAAUAAAACCCACACUGUGAACCCAAGGCGAGAGCGGACACGCAGCACAUGCCGUCCCCACGCACAUCGACCGUUUCCGGCAAGCACCGCUGCACCAUAUGCAACAAGACGUACUCGACCAAUAGCCAUCUGCGUCGCCAUGAGGCCACACAUUAUGGCAGACAGGACUUGACAUGUCCCUCGUGCCAGGCGCAAUUUUCAAGGAGAGACCUCGCUCGGCGUCACAUGCAGAACUGUUCUGCCCGGGACCAUGAAAUCAUCCUGCCUACCCUAAAGCGUGGUAGAAAGCGCCACUCCUGCGACAGGUGUUCAAAGCGGAAGUUGUCAUGCGAUACCAAGAUGCCGUGUGCACGCUGCCGCUCUAGUGGCGCGGUAUGUACCUAUGAACGAGUAGACCAUGCCUCUUCACCUGCCACCCCACGCUCCGACGUCGAUGCGCGCUCUAGCCACAGCCAGGCCGCUGAUGCAGGGCCUAUUUCCAACGGGCAGCGUGGAGGCAUCUCUAUUGAAUUUCUUCUCAACUUCACGAACCCAUCAGGCUACCGUCCAUCCGCAGUAAUCGCCGCUGAAGCUGCCGAGCUCGAUGAUGUAGACGGUGAAGCGCGCGCUCAACUAGAUCCGACAGACCAGCAAAUGGCCAAUGACCAAAUGUUCUUCGAUUUCGCCGAUGUUCCUUCGGUCUUCUUCGGCUUUCCGUUCCUCAUGGAAAGGGAUGCUGAGUACCCAUCUCCAAUGAUAAGCGAUAGUCUAACGCCUGAGCUCGAGGAUGCCUACGCGCUGGAAGUUCGUAUCAGAGAACUGAUACACGAACUCUCCGCUCAAUAUAGCUCCAUGCUGGAACGCAAUGAUGCCAUCCAAAUGGCUUUUGACCUCCAGUUCGCAGAGUCAGUCUUCACGGUAGGAAACGUAAGACACUUUGUUUGGGCUUUCUUUCGCUAUUUUCACUUCUCAUUUCCCAUCUUGCACAAGCCAACGUUCGACUUGCAGACGGCAUCACUUCCUCUCUUGCUCACACUUAUUCUGUUCGGCUCCAUGUCUUCCAACGACUCGGAUUCUUCCAUCGCAGUACGACGGUUCUCAUAUAUUGCGGAGGCUUACAUUUUUGACAAGCUGAUUUCGCAGCAAAAAUUGCAGACGCCUCAAUCAGCAUUCGUUAAUAACGAGGAGCUUGAACUAAUACAGGCGAGCCUUUUGUUCCUGGUCUUUUUGAACAACGUCAACGACCUCGCUACACGACGGCGAAUUCGACUCCAGAGGAUGCCGUCAGUAAAUGCCGCUGUGCGAGCAUCAGGCUUGUUCGCACAUCGACGAAGACCCUUUAUCACAGCCCAAGGUACAUAUGAUUGGCGGGGUUUCAUUGCCGAUGAGAUGCGAUUAAGAGUGGGGAUGUGGACUUGCAUAUUCGAGACCACUAUAUCAAUCUUCUUCAACACCCCACCACAGAUUGCUACAGCUGAGAUGACUGGUAGUAUGCCAUGUGAUGAGGAUCUAUUCAGAGCCGAAUCAGCCGCGGACUUUGAGCGGGUUGCCUCACUUGGACGGCCAAACCAACAGGCUUAUACAUUACCCGAACUCAUGUCACGCCUUCUCCUCGCACCUCCUGAGGAGAACGAAAACAAGGAGAACCAUGUCUCAGCAACAGUAAUGUUAAUACUCAUUUGCGCGUUAAUGUCUGCCAUCAUGUCUGCCAGAAUGAAUCUUCUAGCUUCUAUGACUACAGAGCCUAUGCUUCGCGCGACCGAUCGAUGGAAGCGUCUGUGGGACUCUAUGAGCCACGACAGCGAAGGUAGAUUGUUGCCACACAUCGGGUUUGAGAAGCACGCUGCAGAAUACUGGUGGCUCACAAGGACGAUGUUGAGGGUCAUACAAUCAGGAGACCAGAGCUGUCGGUAUCUACAGCUUGUCCCUUGUGACUCGGGGCAAAUCUUGCAUGAUUUUAUUCGCAAAUACAAAGACUUUGCAGGAUAG
Messenger RNA from Alternaria alternata, 1999 nucleotides. RefSeq lists its product as hypothetical. Gene Ontology annotation, cellular component: chromatin. Lineage: Eukaryota; Fungi; Ascomycota; Dothideomycetes; Pleosporales; Pleosporaceae. Gene Ontology annotation, molecular function: DNA-binding transcription factor activity, RNA polymerase II-specific; zinc ion binding; RNA polymerase II cis-regulatory region sequence-specific DNA binding. Gene Ontology annotation, biological process: regulation of transcription by RNA polymerase II; DNA-templated transcription. The record is from RefSeq and is a predicted model, not a curated record. Bases 80 to 1999 code for a protein of 639 amino acids. The transcript has 5 exons.